Nilaparvata lugens (brown planthopper) is the source of this 1731-nucleotide messenger RNA. RefSeq lists its product as uncharacterized. The record is from RefSeq and is a predicted model, not a curated record. The transcript is spliced from 2 exons. The coding region runs from base 528 to 1499 and encodes 323 amino acids. NCBI's taxonomy places the organism in Eukaryota, Metazoa, Arthropoda, Insecta, Hemiptera, Delphacidae.
CGUUCUCAAUAGACGAAAUCUGUCGUUGGGCAAUUGGUCACUUGAGACGACUUUGUUAAAAAUAAUUUCGUGGUUGUUUCUGAACCCACCUAAGGAUCUAAAUCUUAUUAAUUACUUUAUAUAUCCUAUCAGAAUAUUCCUUCACUAAAUUAUCUUUUCAUCACCUGCCCAAAGGCCUGCGACUAUGUGGUAGCGUGGACUUUCCUACGGUGCACUUGGCUACGAACCCAUUAAGCGUGAACUUUCCUACAAGCCAAAAUACAAUAUGUGGACUUAUCUACGAAGAACUGCUACCUGUACUCAACUUAUAUCUGUUACUGUAAUAUGUCCAGUAAAUUUACUACUACUGUUAUUUCUAUAGAGUAGAUAGGUUGAGUAUUGAUACUUCCUCCUGUUACAGAUGAUAAUUAUUAUUAUCAUAUGAUUUGCCUGCCUCAUCCAGAAAUUUUAGCGUAUCAAAUACUCAUGAUUCGUCUAUAACAAGUAAAUCUCCUGAAAAUUCUUUGAACAGUCUACCGGAAAAUUUGAUGCCAUUCGUAGAUAUAUCAUCUAAAUUAGAUAGCGAGCUUUCUGAGUCUUUACAUGAGGAGGUUUCUGCUUCAAACGACGGUGUAAGAGUGAUAAAGUCAGCGGCUUUUGAACUGUCAGUGAAAGAUUCUUCUUCUGAGUGCUGUCCUCAUUUACUGCAGGAAAUUCAUGAACUUAAAGAGACUCUUAAAAAGCGUCUAAUAGAGUGGGAAGCAGCGGUAGAUCGUGCUGCUGACAUGGAGACUAGGUUGAAUGAGUUUUCAGUUAAAUGUAGAUGCAGAAAAUCGCGAGUCGACGUAUCAUGCAAUACAGUGAAUAAUUAUGUAGCUGAGAUAGAUUUACCUAAAAGUGUUUCUGUCAAUGAAAAUGCUUCAACUCUAAAAGAAAAAAUUAAAAAUCACAAGUUAGAAAUUGAAGGUUUGAGUGAUCAAAUAAAGAAAAUGAUGACUACGAUAGAAACUCUGGAAGCUGAUAAUCUCUGUCUACGGAACACAAUAACGGAAAAUGCUUCUGCGGCAUCAAGACUUACUUGGUCCAACCCUAAUGUCAAAUCGACUUCAAAUAUGACAUAUGCUUCAGUAAAUAAACAAAAUAAAGUAAUUAAAGGUAAUACUGUAAGUUAUUCACGUUAUAGUGUUUAUUUGUGGGCUGAUAGUCAGGGUAGAAAAAUGAGAGAUUUAAUAUGGGAGAGACUGCCGGUUGGCUACUCAUGUGAGGCUUACGUUGCGCCAGGAGCAACUUUUGAAAUAAUUUCGAAUGAAAUGCUUUCUUGUGGUGGACGUCAUAAUCUGGGUCUGAAUGAUUGGGUGUUUGUUAUAGCGGGUACAAAUAGUGUGUCGAACAAUUUCAAAAAAAGCGAUAUUGAAGCUUACAUUAGAAAGUUGAGUUAUUUAGCAAAUGAAUAUGGAAAUUGUAAUUUGAUAUUGUCAACUGUUCCUUACAGGUAUGAUUUAAGUUUUCAAUUCAACUGAGAAUGAAAUGAUUGAUGCGCUAAAUAGUGAAAUACGUUCCCUGUGUCAUAGGAAUAGCAUUCAUCUAAUUGAUAUAUGGUAUCUUGAACCUUCCAACUACACAAAGCAUGGUUUGCAUCUGAACAAAAAAGAACAAACCGAGCACGGGGUGGGUCAGCGAUUUUUGUUCAUGAUCAACUGGAAUUCAGGGCUCUUGAUCAUAUUAGAGUCAUGUCAAUCGAAAUGGUAUGCG